AUGGACGCUUUCCGACUCUACACUCUUGGCACCUCCGCCUACCUCGCCGCACAAUCACUCCCACUGCUCCUCACACCAAAACUGAUUGUGUCUCUCCUGGCAACAGAAGUGCGGGGCAUAACAGAUCUAGAGACCUACCUCUGCAGAACCCUCGCCCUGGUCCUCCUCACACUGUCAGCAUCGAUUGUUCUUCUAUCCGGACACAUUCCUCUAGGCAACCAGGCCACUGCACCCAUUACAAAAGCACAAGAGGAGGAUGGAGCGGCAAAUCCAUACGCUUCUCCAAUACUAGUCAUCACUACAGCCUACCAUACUCUCACGGCGUUCUACCUCUACACGCAAAUUACUUGGGGCUUCUCUUUUGGCUUUGGAUCAGGGCUGGUGCUGUCUGCGUUGUUGGCAUGUUUUGGCGGUUGGGUUUCAAUGUUCGGUAUGGACAAGGGAAGGAUCAGUAAGAGCACGGGCGCAGACAAGCGAACGAGCGGGAUUCUAUUUCCCUCUGAGAGCGCGAGCGGGAAGAAGAAGGAGAAGGAGAAGGAGGGCAAGCGUAAGAGUUUGUCGUCCAAGUUCAGAUAG
Messenger RNA from Ramularia collo-cygni, 576 nucleotides. RefSeq lists its product as uncharacterized. The transcript has 2 exons. Bases 1 to 576 code for a protein of 191 amino acids. The record is from RefSeq and is a predicted model, not a curated record. Lineage: Eukaryota; Fungi; Ascomycota; Dothideomycetes; Mycosphaerellales; Mycosphaerellaceae.